This is a messenger RNA of Peromyscus leucopus (white-footed mouse), 2619 nucleotides long. RefSeq names its product olfactory receptor 52B2-like. The record is from RefSeq and is a predicted model, not a curated record. Gene Ontology annotation, molecular function: G protein-coupled receptor activity; olfactory receptor activity. The transcript has a single exon. The coding region runs from base 1052 to 1999 and encodes 315 amino acids. NCBI's taxonomy places the organism in Eukaryota, Metazoa, Chordata, Mammalia, Rodentia, Cricetidae. Gene Ontology annotation, biological process: G protein-coupled receptor signaling pathway. Gene Ontology annotation, cellular component: membrane.
UCGAAAAACUCCCCCAAAAACAAAACAAAACAAAACAAAAACCAGUAACAACAAAAGGUCAGAAGAAGUUCAGGAUUUGAGUAGAGGAGGGCUUCCUGGGUGGUAACAUAUAGGCUGGAAACUGGAAGACUUUCAAGGUAGAGAAAUUUGUUUUAGGUGAAGAAGUGUCUGUCAAAAGCGAAGAAAAGUGGAAAAUUCAGGUUGAGUGGAGAGCAGGUGACACUGUAAAUUAACUUUGACAGUGUGUCUAAAGCUGGAAAAAAAAGAGCAAUGCAGGAUUGUGGAGGGGUUUCUAUGUUUGAAAAGUUUUGGCUUUGAUUUGUAAGUUGAUAGGGUUAUUAAAAACAUAGGGACUGGGGCAAUGGCUAGUGGGCAUGAGUGACUGAAAGCAGGAGGACCUGGGUUCAAAUCUCCAGUACCCACACAAAAAGCUGGACAUGGUUGUAAGUUCCUGUAAUUCCAGUGUUGGGAGGUGGAACAGGAGGAUCCUACAAAUUUGGUGGCCAGCCAACCUAGCUAAGACCACAAGUUUCAGGUUCAGUGAGACAUCCAGUGGUGAGUGAUAAAGAUAUCUGAUGUCUUCUUCCUCUAGCCAUCACACGCAUGUGUGCACUCUUACACAUGUGCUCGCGCGCGCACACACACACGCACACUUCAAAACAGAACAAACCACCACAAAUGUUGUUUAGAGCCUGUCACUAAGGCUGUUACGAGAGCUGCUGAGUGUAAAGGGGUGAGGAUGGGAAACGGGAGAUGGGGAGUCUUGCUUGGCAUGGAAUGCAGUUGUAAUGAUCAGGGGAAUGAUCAAAGCCUGGGAAAGAGUUAAUGUGAAAGUGAGAACACAGAUGUGUAUAUGGGUUCUAGACACUGUUGAAGUGUGGUCAGGAACACUUGUUUGUAUUUGCAGUGCUAAUGUGGGAAGUGGAGGGGUAACACUAUUCACUUUAAGUCACUAUGAUGUUUGCUCACCCUCUACCAGAACUUAUGACUGCCUCUUCCUCCUGCCUCUCCGUUUCUGUUUAGUCUUCACAGUGAGACUUCAAAAGCAAGCAUGCUUGGAGCUAACCUCACCAUCAUCCACCCGACUGUGUUCAUCCUACUUGGAAUCCCAGGACUGGAGGAAUAUCACAUCUGGCUUUCUAUCCCUUUUUGUCUCAUGUACAUCACUGCAGUCUUGGGAAAUGGAGCCCUGAUCCUUGUUGUUCUGAGUGAACACACCCUCCAUGAGCCCAUGUAUGUCUUUCUAUCCAUGCUAGCUAGCACCGACAUUCUCCUGUCAACCACCACUGUGCCCAAGGCCUUGGCUAUCUUCUGGUUCCAUGCUGGGGAGAUCCUCUUUGAUGCCUGCAUUACUCAGAUGUUUUUCAUUCAUGUUGCUUUUGUGGCCGAAUCAGGAAUCCUGCUGGCCAUGGCAUUUGACCGCUAUGUGGCUAUUUGUACUCCUCUGAGAUACUCAGCCAUCUUAACUCCCAUGGCAAUUGGAAAAAUGACCCUGGCCAUCUGGGGACGGAGCAUUGGGACCAUUUUCCCUAUCAUAUUCCUGCUGAAGAGGCUGUCAUACUGCAGGACCAAUAUCAUCCCACACUCAUACUGUGAGCAUAUUGGUGUAGCCAGGUUGGCCUGUGCUGACAUCACUGUCAAUAUCUGGUAUGGCUUCUCAGUGCCAAUGGCUUCAGUUUUGGUAGAUGUUGCACUCAUUGGUAUUUCUUAUACUUUGAUCCUCCAGGCUGUGUUUAGACUUCCUUCCCAGGAUGCCCGGCACAAAGCUCUCAACACCUGUGGCUCUCACAUUGGAGUAAUUCUCCUCUUCUUCAUACCAUCAUUUUUCACUUUCCUUACCCACCGCUUUGGCAAGAACAUCCCCCACCACGUACACAUUCUUCUGGCAAAUCUCUAUGUGUUAGUUCCUCCCAUGCUUAACCCUAUCAUCUAUGGUGCAAAGACCAAGCAAAUUAGGGACAGCAUGACUCACAUGUUGUCUGUUGUGUGGAAGUCUUGAGAGCGGUCACAGUUCUCAAUGCUCUCUUACCAACAUGAGAAAGAGAACUUGCUGGUGAGUUCCCACAUUCAGGCACUGUAUUAUAUGCAGCAGAAAGCAAAUGGGUUCUAGAAUAAAGUAUAUGUGGAUUUAAAUCCAGGUUCUAUUAUGGUCUGAUUGUGAGCCAUGGGGAGUUCAUACUUUAGAAAUUUAAUCUUAACCCAUAAAAUAAAAACCUCUUCUACUUACAUUCUAAGCUUAUUGUGAGGAUUGAAUUGAGUAUAUGAACCACUUGAUAUGAUGCCUGGUGUUACAUGGAUGCUUAGUAACUGUACUUUUAAUUUAAAGUAUGUUGACUGAAAAAUAUAUUUUCAAUUUUAUUUUUGUGAGAUUCCUAGUGUGUCCAGAGGCCUCUCUUUCCUCCCAUGCUUGCCCGUUCAGACUGCAUCAUGAGCAUUGUAUUCUCCAGCAUCGUGGCUGUCAGCGCUACACAGCUGCAGUAAAUAUAAAGUUAGGUGAAAAUAUCACAGAGUGCCUUGAAAAACACCAAUGUGUUUAAAUAUGUUAAGGGUGGAGUUGAUUGUAUUUACAUGUAAGGGAAUUUGAUCAUUAUUUAUAUGCAAUAAUUCUUUUUCAUUUAG